This is a messenger RNA of Scylla paramamosain (green mud crab), 917 nucleotides long. RefSeq lists its product as uncharacterized. Bases 281 to 535 code for a protein of 84 amino acids. The transcript is spliced from 3 exons. NCBI's taxonomy places the organism in Eukaryota, Metazoa, Arthropoda, Malacostraca, Decapoda, Portunidae. The record is from RefSeq and is a predicted model, not a curated record.
CGUCCCGAAACACGUGCCCCUCACUCUUUCACAAGACGUGUCAGGCUGACAUUUCUUGCAGCAGAAACAGCCAUCCUCCUCGCAGAGCUUCUCCUCACUGAUGUAUUCACCCGUUGGCGAGUGACAGUUGGUGCUGCAAAGGCUCAGACACAGACAGACAGACACACGGUGAGCAGCACGCAGGCAGCAGUACCAGAGCCACGCUGCGCCAGACACCACAGGCAGCAUCCGCCAUUCACGCCACUCAGUACAAAUCUAGGCACGACAACCACCCUGUGCCAUGAAGGAAGACAGCAACAUUCUAGACAAGACCGCCAAGAUGACCAAACAGAACAAGGCCCUGCUCUUCACUGCAGGGGGCGCCGCGGCGUUCAUGGCAGGAUACUACUACUAUCACUGCAAUUACAGAAAUCCUGCACCCAAGAAAAGUGGCAGUACUACUUCACAAGACAAGACUGAUGCUCAGGCGGUUCAGUCUAUCCCCUCACCCAGUGGCAACAAGGGCAAAGAAAGCAAGGACCCAAAAGUAAAAUAAUGGGUUGCAAUAUCCCAGUGCAACAUAGAAUAGGAUGUGUGACAUUGCCUUUGAUAUGGAUGUUAUGGAGUUUGUGGAGAAUACCUUCAGCUUUACUUAUGUUUGCACAUCAUGUUUUGAACUCACAUAAAUUAGUUUGGAAAAAAAAACAAGGAAUGGCAAUAUGUAACAGAUGAUCCGAACAAAAUCUGUAAAGAAAGCCCAUUUCUUUGAACUCAAAUGGAAAGACAAUUUUAGUGUUUGCAUAGUUUUGACUUGUAGGACAAAGGAGGUAGUAGCAUGUUUCCAUUAGUUUUGAAAAUAUUUUUACAAGAAUGGAUGACUUUUUAAUGUGUAUAUAUAUACAUAUAUGUAAUUAGUGAAAAUAAAUUGAAUAUUUGUA